GACGGUCGGACUCGGAGCGGAAACGUCCGGGAGGAGCAGCAGAAUGUUGGAGUUUAACAGAGUUUGGGGUUUUCUUUUGGUCUCCGCAGUUUCCGCUUUUGUCGCCGUUCACGCGCAGACGGCGGCGCCCGCUCUGACUUCUUGUGCCUCCAGAUCCAACACCAGCUGUGAUGACUGUCUGAAAAAUGUGACCUGUUUGUGGUGCCAGACUAAUAAACGGUGCAUUGAUUACCCUGUGAGGACCAUCUUGCCCCCUGCCAGUGUGUGUCCGCUGUCCGAGGCACGGUGGGGACUAUGCUGGGUAAAUUUCCAGACCUUGAUCAUUGCCAUGUCAGUGAUUGCUGGUGUCAUUGUUAUUUCCGUCCUCGUUUGCUGCUUCUGCUGCUGCAAAUGUGAGAAAAUUGGGAACAAAAAAGAAGAUGCAAGAGUGGAGAGACAAGAUCGUGUAAGGAAAGCUCGUCAAGAAGAAAGGAGAACAGAGAUGAAGCUGAGACAUGAUGAAAUCAGGCAGAAAUACGGUCUGGCACAGGGCAAUCCUUAUUCUCGGAUGAAAGAUAAUUAGGGAGAAGAAUCUCAGGGACAUUGUAUAUUUUUAAUUCUUUCUCAUUGUCUUAUCAGUGCCAGCGAUAUCAGUACGGCUUUUCCUUGUUGGGGAUGGCUGCAGAAGCAGCAGGUGAUUAACUGUAAUGAUCUCUUUUUAGUGUUAGCCAAAGAAUGUGACCGAGAGGGUUGGAAGUCAGCUUGACUGAGUAUACACUCCGUUUUAAAUUUGUCAUUUAUCUUAUCUGAUGACAUAUAUUCACACAUGUUGUGUUGAUAACUUUUAAAUCUAAUGUUAUGGGAUGUUUGUGUUGUUUUCCCAUCCGUUUUACUUUGUAUUACCUUACGAGAUUCAGUGCUGAGCUGUUCACUAAUAGUUUAAAUGCAAUAGGUGAACGUAGCAGCGCGGUGCUUGUUUUCUUUGUUACACUGGAGCCUCGGCAUAAAAGCAAACCUGUCAUCAAAUAGCAUGGGCAAACACAUGCUCACAUUACUUCUAUUGAUUUGCAUAAAUCUAAUUUAUAUAUUUCACUUUUGCCACAACAUUUCAGUCUUUGUACUGCAUCAGUUUCAUUGGAAGCAGUUUGUUUCAAGUCAUUGUUUUACUGAUAUAUACCAGGUGUGUUACUCAUACCAGGUGUUUUCAUCCAAUGUCAAUUGUGAAAAAUAUCCAUGUAUUUUUUAUGCUUUUGUAACAUAUAAACCCUAUUAAA
This is a messenger RNA of Lampris incognitus (smalleye Pacific opah), 1253 nucleotides long. RefSeq names its product PTTG1 interacting protein b (gene pttg1ipb). The coding region runs from base 44 to 562 and encodes 172 amino acids. The record is from RefSeq and is a predicted model, not a curated record. The transcript is spliced from 7 exons. Gene Ontology annotation, biological process: protein import into nucleus. Gene Ontology annotation, cellular component: cytoplasm; nucleus. NCBI's taxonomy places the organism in Eukaryota, Metazoa, Chordata, Actinopteri, Lampriformes, Lampridae.